Otolemur garnettii (small-eared galago) is the source of this 3905-nucleotide messenger RNA. RefSeq names its product HPS5, biogenesis of lysosomal organelles complex 2 subunit 2 (gene HPS5). NCBI's taxonomy places the organism in Eukaryota, Metazoa, Chordata, Mammalia, Primates, Galagidae. Gene Ontology annotation, biological process: developmental pigmentation. The coding region runs from base 276 to 3398 and encodes 1040 amino acids. The transcript has 22 exons. The record is from RefSeq and is a predicted model, not a curated record. Gene Ontology annotation, molecular function: protein binding. Gene Ontology annotation, cellular component: cytoplasm.
GGAAAUGAAGUUCUUGUUCCGCUUUUGGUCCCGGCAAGUGGCGGGGCGCUUAUCCUGGUAGUAGUAGGUUUGUUACACCGUGAGCUGGAGCUGCUGGCCUGGAUGUGGUGGAGCGCGACGGGGACCUCCGGGUUGCUGGUCAGUGAGCCUGGCUUUGACAACUUGGUUACUGGGGCUGUUUUCAGCAACAUAUCUGAAUACAAUAUUAAAGUCACUGCUGUUAAAAAGGUGAGGAAUUCUGUGCCUGUCACUCAAGUUUCACACUUUCUGGCUAAAUGACUUUUGUGCCAGUGAUAGCAGAAUCCUACAGCCACGUUCUUGCGGAGUUUGAGUCUCUGGAUCCAUUACUGUCAGCCCUGCGGCUGGACUCUAGUCGUCUAAAGUGCACGAGCAUAGCUGUGUCUCGGAAAUGGUUGGCUUUGGGCAGUUCGGGAGGAGGACUCCAUCUCAUUCAGAAAGAAGGCUGGAAGCACAGGCUUUUUCUUUCACACAGGGAAGGUGCAAUUUCUCAGGUUGCCUGUUGUUUACAUGAUGAUGAUUAUGUUGCUGUAGCUACCAGUCAAGGUCUUGUAGUUGUUUGGGAAUUAAAUCAAGAGCGUCGCGGGAAACCAGAACAAAUUUAUGUGUCUUCAGAACAUAAAGGCCGAAGAGUUACAGCUCUCUGUUGGGACACAGCUAUUCUUAGAGUUUUUGUAGGUGAUCAUGUGGGGAAAGUUUCUGCUAUCAAACUCAACACUUCUAAACAAGCAAAGGCAGCUACUGCUUUUGUGAUGUUUCCGGUUCAGACAAUAACAACAGUUGACUCCUCUGUUGUCCAAUUAGAUUAUUUGGAUGGGAGACUACUUAUAUCUUCACUUACUCGAUCCUUCUUGUGUGAUACUGAGAGAGAAAAGUUUUGGAAAAUUGGAAACAAGGAAAGAGAUGGAGAAUAUGGAGCUUGUUUCUUUCCUGAAAGAUGUUCUGGGGGUCAGCAACCUCUGAUAUACUGUGCUCGUCCUGGCUCCAGGAUGUGGGAAGUGAACUUUGAUGGGGAAGUCAUAAGCACACAUCAGUUCAAGAAACUCCUAUCGUUGCCACCUCUCCCUGUGAUUACUCUAAGAUCAGAACCUCAGUAUGAUCCUACAGCUGGAUCCUCCCAGUCUUUGUCUUUCCCCAAACUCUUGCAUCUUAGUGAGCAUUGCAUGCUGACUUGGACUGAAAAAGGAAUUUAUAUUUUCAUUCCUCAAAAUGUUCAAGUUCUUCUUUGGAGUGAAGUCAAAGACAUUCAGGAUGUAGCUGUCUACAAGAAUGAGCUGUUCUGUUUGCACCUGAAUGGGAAAGUCUCACAUCUCUCCCUGUUAUCUGUGGAGCGCUGUGUGGAACGCCUGCUAAGGAGAGGCCUAUGGAACCUGGCUGCUCGCACAUGCUGUCUUUUCCAAAAUUCCAUCAUUGCUAGCAGAGCAAGAAAAACUUUGACUGUAGAGAAAUUGGAGCAUUUGAAAUCUCAGCUGGACCAUACAACCUAUAGUGAUCUAAUUUCUCAACUGGAAGAACUGAUCUUAAAACUUGAACCUUUGGAUUCAGCUUGUAGCAGUAGAAGAAGCUCCAUUUCAUCGUAUGAAAGUUUCAGCAUUUUGGACUCUGGAAUUUAUCGUAUCAUCAGUAGUAGAAGAGGCAGUCAGUCAGAUGAAGACUCUUGCUCCCUUCACAGCCAAACCCUCUCAGAAGAUGAGAGACUUAAAGAAUUCACCUCACAUCAGGAAGAAGAGCUGCCAGAUCAGUAUUGUGGCUCACAUGCAAGUGAAGACAAUGUUUCUCAUGCUCCAGUGGUGUUUGAGACAGAUAAGAAUGAAACUUUUCUCCCCUUCGGCAUUCCAUUAUCAUUUCGUUCUCCAUCUCCUCUUGUGUCUCUUCAGGCUGUCAAAGAAAGUGUUUCUAGCUUUGUGCGUAAAACUACUGAGAAGAUUGGUACCCUUCACACAAACCCUGAUCUAAAAGUGAGACCAGAACCCAGGGGUGAUGAGCCAUCAUGUGAAGAGGAUGUGAGUUCAGUUACCUGCCCAAAGGAGGAAGACAUCGAGGAGAAAAAAGAGGUUACUGGUCAACCUCUAGAAGAAGACCGGUUCCAAGAACUUAAAGUAGCAACAGCAGAAGCAAUGACCAAGCUGGAGGACCCUCUGGUAUUAUUUGAACCCGAGUCUCUGAGAAUGGUUUUACAGGAGUGGCUUUCACAGUUAGAACAAACAUUUGCCAUGAAGGACUUUUCAGGUAUUUCAGAUACUGGCAACUCAUCCAUGAAAUCAAACCAGGAUGAGCUAUUGCUUGAUCAGUCAAAAAAGGGAAUAUUAGAUGAAGAUAAUGAAAAAGGAAAAAGGAACUCUUUAGACGGUGAAGAAACUGUUGAUCAAAUAGCAUGUGAAUCUCUAAGUAGUUCAAGGGAGUCCUUGGAUGACCUUUUUCAAAUAUGUUCUCCGUGUACAAUAGCAAAGAGUCUUCAGAAUGACCUGGCUGAAUUGACAACUUUAUGUUUGGAAUUGAAUGUAUUGAAUUGUAAGAUCAAACGCACAAGUGGACAUGUGGACUAUACUUUGCAACAGGACCCUCCUGAAGUUCUGGCUUGUCGGUUCCUGAAGAAAUACUUUUUUCUCCUGGACUUGAAAAGAACAAAGGAGAGUAUCAAGCUUAGUUACGCUAACAGCCCUUCUGUUUGGGAUACUUUUAUUGAAGGAUUAAAAGAAAUGGCAAGUUCUAAUCCUACGUAUAUGGAGAUGGAAGAAGGAGACCUACCAACAAGAUUAAAGUUAUUAGAUGACUCAGUUCCUUUUGACAGUCCUUUGUUGAUUGCUUAUGCUGAUCGGUUGUAUGAGAAGUUUGGGGAAUCUGCCCUUCGAUCCUUAAUAAGGUUUUACCCAUCCAUUUUGCCAUCAGAUGUCAUGCAACUUUGUCAUCAUCAUCCUGCUCAAUUUUUGGCCUAUCUAGACAGUCUGGUGAAAUCAAGGCCUGAAGAUCAGCGGUCAUCUUUCCUUGAGUCCCUUCUGCAACCAGAGUCUUUAAGGUUGGAUUGGCUACUUUUGGCCGUGUCCCGUGAUGCUCCGCCGAGCACAAGCACUAUGGAUAGUGAAGGUUACCCCAGGCCUCAUUCACAUUUGCUUUCCUGGGGUUAUAGUCAGCUGAUCCUUCAUCUAAUUAAACUUCCUGCAGAUUUUACAACCAAAGGGAAAAUGGCUGACAUAUGUAGAUCUUGUGGUUUCUGGCCUGGAUAUCUUACUCUCUGUUUGGAGCUGGAAAGAAGAAGGGAGGCCUUCACCAACAUUGUGUAUCUGAAUGAUAUGAGCCUGAUGGAAGGGGACAAUGGUAUAGCUUUGAUACAAAGCAUGCUUGAAAAAUGUGAUCGGUUUCUCUGGUCUCAGCAGGCCUAGUGGAAGAAGAUUCAGCUGGAUGUCAUGACAUUUUGAGAAAAACUGAACAAUGCUCCCGAAACUUCUGAAUGCCUUUGCUAUUGAAGGAAAGCCACCACGCCACACCAAAAAUCUCUUGCCUUUUGCGGGUUAACCUAGGCAUGUGUGGCUGUAUGUGACCUCAGCAUUUCUCAGCCAAAGUUGGAUUUUGGAGUCAGUUUUUGUUUGUCAGAAUCAGAAUGUGAAUGUUCACAGCUGUGUAGUCUUACUCUGACCUUCCUUACUAUUUCCUUGUCACCAGUGAACUUGGGGGAACUCUUUUCUUACUGUGGCUCUGGUGUUGGGAGCAGGAGCUUCUCAUCCUGGUCACAUGAAGACAGUGUUAUCGAUUUUGGACUGGAGUUGGAUUUUGUUUUUUUAUCUUAUCUGUGGCACUCUAGAAAUUACUGAAAUAGUGGACCUGUAUAAUGACAUUAACACAUAAAAUAAGUAGAAUACUGAAGAUUCAAAUUUGAUAUUUUUUAAAAU